Messenger RNA from Stegostoma tigrinum, 2022 nucleotides. RefSeq names its product solute carrier family 2 member 1a (gene slc2a1a). NCBI's taxonomy places the organism in Eukaryota, Metazoa, Chordata, Chondrichthyes, Orectolobiformes, Stegostomatidae. The transcript has 12 exons. Gene Ontology annotation, biological process: monosaccharide transmembrane transport. The record is from RefSeq and is a predicted model, not a curated record. Gene Ontology annotation, molecular function: hexose transmembrane transporter activity. Bases 224 to 1762 code for a protein of 512 amino acids. Gene Ontology annotation, cellular component: membrane.
UGAUUAGCAAGGGGGUAGAUAUUUUACCGUCUGUGUAUAACAUUUGUUUUGAAACAUAACAUAAAUGGGUAAGCUGCAGCGUCCACCUAAUGGUUGGAACCCAUUACAAAAUUCAACAGGUAAUAACAUUGUUUUUUUCUGAUAAUGUGUCCAAAGUCCAAGGUAUCAACAUUGAAGACAAUUCGGAUCAGAGUUUCCAAACUAUGAACUGAAUCAAAAAAUCAUGGAAGGAUCAGAAUUUUUGCAACAAUCUGCCAAAAGGAAAGGGCGAUUGACUAGACUUCUGGCCUUGACUACUCUCGUGUCUACGUUUGGAUCUUCCUUCCAAUAUGGUUACAACGUUGCAGUUGUCAAUUCUCCAGCUAUGUACAUGCAACAGUUUUACAACCAGUCUUAUUUUGAUCGAUACGGGACAUACAUGGAUAGCAGCUUUCAAACGGUAUUGUGGUCUCUCACCGUCUCCAUGUAUCCACUUGGAGGGCUUUUUGGAUCCCUUAUGGUCGCCCCACUAGUAAAUAAACUGGGCAGAAAGGGCACUUUGUUAUUCAACAAUAUAUUUUCCAUUGUACCAGCGAUACUGAUGGGAACAAGUAAAGCAACAAAGUCUUUUGAAAUAAUAAUAUUUGCAAGAAUUAUCAUUGGAAUAUGUGCAGGUCUCUCCUCCAAUGUGGUACCCAUGUACUUGGGUGAGCUUUCGCCAAAAAAUCUUCGAGGUGCCAUUGGUGUGAUGCCCCAGCUCUUCAUUACAAUUGGGAUCGUGGUUGCCCAGAUAUUUGGAAUAAGAAGCAUUCUCGCUAACGAGAAAGGCUGGCCACUACUUCUAGGACUUACUGGAAUCCCUGCCAUCAUGGAGCUCAUUCUGCUGCCUUUCUCCCCUGAAAGUCCGAGAUUCACGUUGAUUCAAAAAGGCAAUGUAACGGGAGCGAGAGCAGCUUUAAGGCGGAUAAGAGGCUGGGAUGACGUGGAUGACGAAAUAGAAGAAAUGCGUUUGGAGGAUCAGUCAGAGAAAGCUGAAGGCCACAUGUCAGUGCUGCACCUCUUCUCAUUCAGGUCAUUGAGAUGGCAACUGGUGUCUAUAAUUGUUCUGAAUAUGGGGCAGCAGCUGUCUGGAGUUAAUGCAAUCUAUUAUUAUGCUGACAGCAUAUAUCGAUCAGCAGGAGUGAAAGAAAAUGACAUUCAGUAUGUCACUGUUGGAACAGGAGCUGUUAAUGUGUUCAUGACCAUAGCAGCAAUUUCUAUAGUCGAAGCUUUAGGACGAAGGAAGCUUCUCCUGUUUGGAUUUGCGAUUUGUUGCAUUUCAUGUGCAGUGUUAACAACAAGUCUAAAUCUUCAGGAUAACGUUGAUGGAAUGCCUUAUCUAAGCAUAGCCUGCAUAAUCAUUUAUGUUAUGGGGCACGCAAUAGGACCCAGCCCUAUCCCAUAUGUGAUAACAACAGAAAUGUUUCGUCAGUCUUCCCGGCCAGCUGCUUUCAUGGUGGCAGGGUCAGUGCAUUGGUUAUCCAACUUCACUGUGGGUCUUAUUUUCCCAUUUUUAGAGAAAGGACUCGGUGAAUAUAGUUUCAUCAUCUUUGGAGGCAUCUGCUUGGCAACCUUUUUCUUCAUUUUCAUCAUCAUUCCCGAAACAAAAAACAAAACAUUUCUGGAAAUCAGCCAAAUGUUUGCAAAGAAGAACAAAACUGAAAUUAAACUGGAAUCAGAGCACCUUGAAUUGCACAAGAGGAACAUAGAUGAAUGCAAGGCAGUGAAGAGCACAAGACUGUAGUCAAGUCUAAGAUACCCUUUGAGUGAGGAGUGGUAUAAGCAACAAAUAUAAGAGUUUGUCUCAAUCACAUUUGCCUUUCAUUGCAGAGAAAGUGGGUCUAUUAUUAUAAAGGACAGCUGAAUUAGUAAACUUCCCGAAAACUUUUCAAUUCUCCACCUUCUUCUUCUGGGUCCUGAACAAUGUCCUUUAAAGCUUAGAGAUAGUAGAACUGCAGAUGCUGGAGAAUCCAAGAUAACAAAGUAUAGAGCUGGACGAACACA